Arachis stenosperma is the source of this 2387-nucleotide messenger RNA. RefSeq names its product protein OCTOPUS-like. The record is from RefSeq and is a predicted model, not a curated record. The transcript has 2 exons. NCBI's taxonomy places the organism in Eukaryota, Viridiplantae, Streptophyta, Magnoliopsida, Fabales, Fabaceae. The coding region runs from base 152 to 1855 and encodes 567 amino acids.
GCCAUUUCACCCGGUUUCAUCCAUAAUCACCCCUUCACCCACAAAGAUUCCUUCAUUCUGCGCAGAAGAGAACACUACACACAAAUCUUCAAAGAUACUCGUAACAACACAAAAGAGUGUUUCAACAUGUUCACAUAAACACACUCUUUCCAUGACUUCCAAAACGCACCGUUUUGCCAGCUGUCACCGCCACCCUACCAAACCUGUUACCGGUUUCUGCGCUUCUUGCCUCCGUGAACGCCUCGCCGGCAUUGAAUCCUCCUCCGACGAUCCUCCUCCCCCCGCUACCCAAGGACAUCGCUCCCGCCGCUCGCCGGAGCUCCGUCGCACCAAAUCAUGCUCCGGCAGUGGUCCUCUCCCGUCAUCCUCCUCCGCCGACGUCGUUCCACGGCGUCGGUCCUGCGAGGUCCGACUGCCUGCUGCGGCGACAUCCCGGAACACGCUUUCGGACCUCUUCGACAUUGACGAUGGCGACGAGAAGAAGCGCCUGAAUCGGAACCUCGACGUCGAUUCGCGAUUCGAGAUAACUGUGGAGGAGCGUGAGAACGGUGGCAAUGAGGCGGUAAGGGUUUGCGUCGAUGAUUUUGUUUCAGACGAAGAUUAUGAAGAGACGAAGACGAUGAAGGAGUUCAUAGAUCUCGAAUUGCGAAGAAGGAAGAACGCUGGGAGAGAUUUGAUCGACAUUGCGGGGAGUUUCUGCAAGAGAUUGAGAAAAUGGAGGCGGAAACGUAAAUCGAAGGAGAACACUGCCACCGCCGCCGACGAUGACGGCGGAGGACGCGGUGGCGGUAAUGGACCCUGCGGUUUGGAUAGUGAUUUGAUGAGAGGGUAUAGGGAGACUCAAUCGGAGGUUGGAGAGUACGGAUUUUUGCGGAGAAGGUCGUGUGACACUGAUCCGAGAUUGUCUGUUGAUGUUGAUGCAGGAAGAAUGUCGUUGGACGAUUCUAGGUUGUCGUUUGAGGCGGCUCGAGCUUCUUGGGAUGGCUAUUUGAUUGGGAGAACAUCGUGUGCAAGGUUCUCUCCAAUGGUUCAUGUUAAUGAGAGGGUUUUGGAGGAGAAUGAGGAGGAACAAGAGGUGGUGAGUUUGGAAAGUGGUGGAGAGAAUUGUCCUGGUGGUUCUUCUCAGACCAAAGAUUACUAUUCCGAUGUGAUGAAUCAGCAGCGGAGGAGGAGGAGUUUUGACAGGUCAAGCUCUAGGAGGAAGCAAUCAAUGGCAGAUGUUGAUGAAUUGAGAGUGUUGUCCAAUGCCAAGGUUUCCCCUGCAACCAAUGAGUUGUUCUAUGGGGCAAAGGUGCUGAUAACUGAUCAGAACGAUUCACGGAAUGAGAACUUGAAUGGUCAUGUUCAGUCUGCUUUUGCAAUGAUGUCUGGUUCUAAGAAUGUCCAUGAUGUUGCAAAUGGGGUUAAUAAUCAAAAGGGGUUGAAUAAGUUCCAUAAGUGGGUCAAGAAGUUGAACAAGUUGGGGUUGGUGCAGAGGAAAAGGGAAGCUAAGGCGGUAGAAGAAGAGCGUGGAUCAGGAGACACGGUUGUUAAUAAGCCGGUCACCGAGUCUUGGCAGAAGCUGAGGAGGGUGGUUAAUGGAAACACAAGCGAGUCUGUUAGCCAGAAGCUUAUUCGAAGUUAUAGUGUUAGCUGUAGAAAUCCCUGUAGAACAGAUGGUUUAGUCAAUGGAUUUGUCGGUACUCCAGAGACUAAUGGCAGUGUUUUGAAUGGAAGAAAAGAGUUUACACUUCAAAGGAACCGAAGCGUUAGUUAUUCACCGGGUAAUGUUGACACUGGCUUGUUAAGGUUCUAUUUUACUCCGUUGAAGAACUAUAAGCGAAGCAUUUCAGGAAAGAGUAGCUCAAAGGAUUAGAAUGCAAUGGCCAAAAAUGUCUUGAAAAGCUGUUUGUAAAAGCAUAUCUUGUCUGAACUGUUGUUGUUCAAGAGAGAAAAGUACAUCACAUUGUUACAUUCUGGUUUCUAUUUUUAGAGUGAUGUUGGGAGCAGAAAUAGGUAUACUUUUCCAUAUGCAAUUGGCAUGGUAAACUUCUGAUUGCAACACUGCUAGGAUUAAUAAGUCUACAAUAGUUGAAUUUUGCUAGAGUUUAUUGCAAGAUAACUUUUUAAUUUAGGCAAGAAGAUAGUUACUAAGUUCUCAAAAAGUUUGUUUAUAUUUUCUACUUUAUCUUUCAACUAUGUUAUUGUCAUAGAUCUCAUGAACUAGAGCUAGUUGGUUAUACAAACUUCCUUGUUAGAUAAUAUUUUUUCAGGGCUCUGAAAUGUCCAUAUCCUGCUUCUUGGUUAUAAAAAUUUGAAGUCAAGAAACAUUGGCAUCAAGGUAUCUAUUCCAUUGGCUACUGAUAUGGUAAUUUCUUUUAUUUAGAUUUAUCACAUUGUCCAUAAAA